CUUCCCUUACUCCGAGAAUCAAAGAAUAACAAUAACACAGAGAAUACAUCGUGAUACUUUGUCCCAGAAGAGGACGGAAAUCCAUAGAGAAAGGAAGAAUAUCGAAAAUCUCAUGGAGUGUGAGCGUUAGAUUAGAAUGAUUAGAUUUUUGCCUACAUGUGUAUAGUGUAUUAAAAAUUCAUAAGCACAAAUAGAUAUUCUUCUUUAUUAAUGAGAGUUAAACAUAAUAAACGGAUAAAGGAAAAGAGAACUAAGUUGAAAAAAAUUAAAACACAAUUGACAACAGGAAAGGUAAUAAAACAUUCUCUCAGCAAAAGUAAAUCUAUGUGUGCUUACAAAGAUAACGCUAUAAAUUCAGUAGAUAAUAUGGACAUUGAUAAUGCCCAAAAUAUUCCUUCAGGUUCCAUGGUUGAUACCAUAAAAUGGAAUAGUUCUGAGGAACAGAUAGAUAAGAAGAUAGAGAAUGAUUGGAAGUUGGAUAAGUCUGAGGAAGAAACGGAAGAAGAUAUAGAUGAUUGGACUCAAAUUGUUCCAAAAGAAAAAAGAAAUAUUGAAUCACCAUUUGUAAUUGAAAUGCGAUCAGAUGAUGUUGUGUCAUUAAAUCUGCCAGAGAUAUUUGAACAAGAACAAAAAACAAAUGACAAGAAAACAUUUUACAAUGACAUCUUUGAAAUUGAUACACCGUCCAAUGAAGCAAGCAUUAUAGUUGCUAAAUCUAUAAGUCUUAAGCAUAACAUUCAUACGCAAAUGCAAACAUCAUCUGUCUCACCAAGUACAAGUGAAAACAAAGAUAAAAAUGAGAAUAAAUUAGAAAAUAUUACUAUGAAUAAUAUGACCAGUCCUAAAAAAAAUUCUACACGUAAAAAACUCAUCAAAAAUAAAAAAUCUGUAAAUUGUGAUACAGAAAAGUUACAGAAAAACCCUCGUAAAAAUCACAUACAUAAGCCCACACAGAACAAAAAGGCAGAAUUUUAUUGCAUAAGAAACAUAGUUAUUGUUAUAAUGAAAAGCGAGAGCAAAUUAUGUUUCAUCGGUAAACUGUUGGUAAAAGUGUUAUAUGGUGCUGUGCAAAUUUAUGGACAUAUAUUAAAUAAGUCAUCCAACACCACGGAAGUGUAUUCUCCGCGAGGAUAUAGUAAUAUUGUUAUAGAAACGAGCAAGGUACAUUCCGAAGAUAACAAUAUCGAUGAUAUCUGGACAGCACUCGCCGCGGAAGGUAUCACCCGAGAUUCGGAGAGCAAACUGCAAACCGAUAUCAAUAAUGUUCGACCAGGAGACACUGUCCUCGUGUUGCAGAAUUUCGAAAACAACCUGACUAUGUUUUUGAAAACUUACUUCCCGUAUUUCAAAUUAUUUCCGGAUGUAAAUAAUUCCUGCUAUUAUCCUUGGACAGACCCCAAGCGAGCUGAGAUAAUAUUGCAAGCCAAUCUACAUUUCGAGCAAUACAACGAUUCCAAUUGUAAACGAUUGAUUACUGAUCCGUGUAUUACUAAUAUCGCUCAGAAAAUGUUGAGUCGCUGGCGCGCGAAUGAAUGGUCCUGUACGCUGAUCGCUGGCGGGAAAAACGUCGGCAAGUCCACCAGCGUGCGAUAUUUGAUUAAUAAUCUGUUGCAUACGUGUGAAAGGGUGAUCCUACUGGACGUAGAUCCUGGUCAGGCGGAGUGCACGCCGCCCAGCUGUAUCUCGUACAGUUUGAUCGAGGAGCCGCUAAUGGGACCAAAUUUCACACAUUUGAAAACACCGGUUUACCAGCUGUUCAUCGACGACGUGAAUGUCUCCCAUUGUGUCACGCGCUACCUGGAAGGUGUUAAGAUGCUGAUCGAGAGACUAAAGGAGCAUCCUGAACUAUCUCGUUUACCUGUCGUGGUAAACACGAUGGGUUUCACACAAAAUCUAGGUUGGGAUAUCGCGAUUUUUACGAUAAAACUCAUCAGGCCAUCGAUUAUCAUGCAGAUUAUGUCCUCGAAAAAAAAGAAUAAUUACAAUAAUGUCCUCAGUGCGGAAAUCGUAAAUAAACAGGAAUUCCCGUGGACGUUUUGCUAUGAAGCAUUUAUUGAUUGGGAUAGGCCGUGCGAGUAUGAUUUGCAUGUAAUUCAAUCUCAAGCCGAAGGCAGCGUAAUGCAAACGAUGGAUCAAGGACCAAACCAGUGGAAUAUGGAACCGUAUCAGCAACGCGAGCUUGUGAUGAUGUCUUAUCUCAGCGAUAUCGUACGCGACAAUGAUGAUUCUCCUCACUACCACAUAAGACUGUCGCACAGCAUCAAUCAAGUAGUGCCAUAUACAGCGCCUUUCUCUUCCUUGUGCAUUAUUCCCCAGCGAUUGUUCGGUGUACCGGCGUCACGAGCUUUGAGCGUUGUAAAUGGUAAUAUUGUGGCGCUGUGUGGUACAGAUUUAACGGAGGAAUCUUCGCAGAAGUCGGCGAAUAUCUCCACUCUUCGGGUAUUGACGCAAAGAUCGCCCUUAUGCACAUGUUACGGCUUCGGAAUAGUUCGAGGUGUUGAUAUGAAACAACAGCAAGUGUACAUAAACACGCCAUUGCCGAUAUCGAUCAUGCAACAUGUUAACUGCUUAGCUGGUUGCAUUCGCGUUCCUCCGAUGCUGUUACAGUUAUAUCCAGGCGCACCUUAUGUCAGUGGAAAUGUAACAUUACCGACGAGUCGCGAGCCACGUAAAGGAUACUUUCGGAUGAGAUAUCAAAAGAAACAAAGUCCUAAUAAAUCCUAAUGAUAAAACAUUUGUAUAAGUAUAUACAACUAUACAUACUAUACAACCUGCGCCUUCAUGUUCAUGAUUGAUUUUCCAUUAGAGAUGGACACGGAAAAAGAGUGUUUUAUGAAUAUAACAUAGUUGUAGAUAUAUUUUAUAUAUAUAUAGUGUUGCGGGCAACUUGCAACAUAAAAAGACCAAUAUCAAACGACGCAUAGAAUUUAGUAUAUAUAAAUGUACAAGUUUCUUGCACCUAAUCAUUGGCAAAUAACAUUUA
Molecule: messenger RNA, 2983 nt
Organism: Cataglyphis hispanica
Lineage: Eukaryota; Metazoa; Arthropoda; Insecta; Hymenoptera; Formicidae
Product: polynucleotide 5'-hydroxyl-kinase NOL9
Exons: 7
Coding region: 211-2724 (837 amino acids)
Biological process (GO): cleavage in ITS2 between 5.8S rRNA and LSU-rRNA of tricistronic rRNA transcript (SSU-rRNA, 5.8S rRNA, LSU-rRNA)
Cellular component (GO): nucleus
Molecular function (GO): polynucleotide 5'-hydroxyl-kinase activity
Source: RefSeq, a predicted model, not a curated record